Molecule: messenger RNA, 513 nt
Organism: Drepanopeziza brunnea f. sp. 'multigermtubi' MB_m1
Lineage: Eukaryota; Fungi; Ascomycota; Leotiomycetes; Helotiales; Drepanopezizaceae
Source: RefSeq, a predicted model, not a curated record
AUGGCUGUGGCCGGAGGUAGAAAGAUUCCGAGGGUUUUUGCAAACAGCGACUGUCCCGUUCAAGCAGAAGCUGACGACGCUCGAAAAGAUGAAGAUCUGCCUAUCACUGCCAGACCUGAACGUGCUGCUCGAAAGUCAAGCGGUCGUCGCCCCGACUCUCCUCAGCUCCGACCUGUGGAGCGGUGCUUGACGGUGCCGGCCACGUCGAUAGAAGCUCGAACGACCCAACUACUACACUCUUCGCCGGAUCCCCUCGCCCGGCAUCCGGUCAAGAGCAUUCGGCGGUUCACUGGUACUGGUACUGGUACUGGUACUGGUACUGGUACUGGUACUGGUACUGGUACUGGUACUGGUUGGCGCGAAACCGUACAGGCAGGAGGACAUGGUGAGGAGUGUGUGCAAACUUCCGCGGCGGGACACAACUGCACAGUCAUGGGCCCGAGAUAUCCUGUUGCAGGCCGGAACGAGGCCGGCCAGUGGCCACCGGGUCCUAAUCUGCCUCGCGAUGAGUAA